AUUUGGACAAAAGAGGAAAAAGAAAUAAACUGGCCAAUUCAAGUCUUUGACGCUGAAUAAAAUAAAAGCAGCAUCAUUUGACUGCUACAAAUUUAAGCCUUGGAGACCCACUGAACCACACACUCGGACAACCUUAUCAAGAAAUUAGUUUGUUCAUCUGGUAAUAAUAUUUUCCAGCUUCAACUUAAAAUUCGAUCCAAAAUCCAUAUUAGUUGGGAAAAUUAAUGGCCACUACAGAGCAUAGUACGUUGGAAGUUUAUUGUGUUGCAACUGCUGAUACAAAGCUUCAAGAACUCCAGUUUCUAGCUGAGUCCGUUCAAUCCCUUCUUCAUAAGUUUCGGAGUAGUUUUUCUUCAUUAAAGGAGGUAACAGUUACAGUGAUCGACGUGUCAUCCGGUCCGAAAGAAGUCACCAACUGCAGUAACUUCAAAUUCGUAUCAAGAGCGACUGUCCUUUCUGCCGCACAACUCGACACAAUACUUCCAAACGAUAGAGGAGAAGCCGUAGGCAUCAUGAACAAGGCUCUCGACAAAAUGCUUCGGAAAUCCCAUGCAAACGGACUUCUCACCGGAGUCAUCGGGCUCGGUGGCUCGGGUGGGACCUCUUUACUCUCAUCCGCUUUUCGGUCUCUUCCUAUGGGAGUCCCUAAAGUCAUCGUGUCCACCAUGGCUAGUGGAGACACGUCGCAUUACGUUGGGACGUCGGAUUUGGUUUUAUUCCCGUCUGUGGUGGAUAUUUGUGGGGUUAAUAGAGUGAGCGAGAUUGUGCUAACCAAUGCUGCGGCUGCUUUUGUAGGGAUGGUGAUGGGUCGGUUGACGAGUUUUGAUGGGUCGGUUGGUGGUUGUAAUAAGGUUGAGAAGGCUAUGGUUGGUAUAACGAUGUAUGGGGUCACGACUCCUUGUGUUAAUGUUGUUAGAGAGAGAUUGGAGCGCGGAGGUUACGAGUGCUUGGUUUUUCAUGCAAGUGGGGUUGGAGGGAAGGCUAUGGAGGGUCUUGUUAGAGAAGGGCUCAUACAGGGUGUUUUGGACAUUACAACGACUGAGGUUGCUGAUUAUAUCGUGGGAGGAAUUAUGGCUUGCGAUAGUUUCCGAUUUGAUGCCAUAUUAGAGAAGAAGCUACCUCUUGUUCUAAGUGUAGGGGCGCUGGAUAUGGUGGCUUUAGGUCCUAAAGAAACCAUACCCUCUAAAUUUCAACAAAGAAAGCUUCAUAAGCACAAUGAGCAGAUAACGAUAAUGAGAACUACAAUGGAAGAAAAUAAGAAGUUUGCAGCGUUUAUAGCGAACAAGUUAAACAAGUCAUCGUCACAAGUUUGUGUGUGUCUGCCCAAACUGGGAGUCUCUGCCAUGGAUGCACUUGGCAAAGCGUUCCAUGACCCUGAUGCGACCGGUGUUCUUAUACAGCAAUUGCAAUGCCUAAUUGAAACAAGUAAAGAUCGUCAGGUGAAAGUGUUUGAAAACCAUAUCAAUGAUCUGGAAUUUGCUAAUGCAUUGGUGGACUCGCAGUCAGCCAUCAAUUGCAUUUCCAUUGGAAUCGGGAAAAAAAAGCAUCACGUCUUCUGCAUCGGAACUGCUGAUACAAAGUUUGAGGAACUUCGAUUCCUUGCCCACUCUGUUCGAUCCAAUCUCCAACUCUUUUCAGCUCACCCUUCAGCAAAGGUGUUAGUUGUGACAGUCAUAGAUGUCUCAGUUAGCGAAAAAGAAGUCACAAAUUUCGAAGAUUUCAGAUUUGUGACGAGAAAAGAAGUCCUCUCUUGCUUACAGCAACACGAAGCCCUUCUUCCAGAUGAUAGAGGCAGAGCCAUUGCCGUUAUGAGCAAAGCACUUCAGAUCUUCAUCAGUAAAUAUCAUGCUGACCGUGUUCUUGCUGGAGUUAUAGGUCUUGGGGGGAGUGGAGGAACAUCUUUAAUGUCGUCAGCCUUUAGGUCUCUUCCUGUUGGGAUCCCAAAAGUGAUUGUGUCGACUGUAGCUAGUGGCCAGACUGAACCCUAUAUUGGAACAUCUGAUUUGGUGUUAUUUCCAUCUGUGGUGGAUGUUUGUGGCAUUAACAGCGUGAGUAGGGCUGUGUUUUCGAAUGCUGGUGCUGCUUUUGCUGGGAUGGUGAUUGGAAAUCUUGAAAUGUUGAAAAAACCCACUGCUGGUGAUGGUGGUGAGAAGGGCACAAUCGGUAUAACUAUGUUUGGGGUUACCACUCCAUGUGUCGAUGCUGUAAAGGAGAGAUUGAGUCGAGAAGGGUAUGAGACUUUGGUUUUUCAUGCUACUGGGGUUGGGGGGAGAGCUAUGGAGGAUCUUGUUAGAGGAGGAUUUAUACAGGGUGUAUUGGAUAUCACAACAACUGAAGUGGCUGAUUAUAUAGUUGGAGGAGUCAUGGCAUGUGAAAGUUCCCGUUUUGAUUCCAUGUUAGAAAAGAAGAUACCUUUAGUUCUCAGUAUUGGAGCAUUGGACAUGGUGAACUUUGGACCAAAGGAUACCAUACCCUCGAAAUUUCAGGACAGGAAGAUUUAUGAACACAAUGACCAGGUUACACUAAUGCGAACUACAGUAGAGGAAAAUAAAAAAAUUGCUGCAUUUAUUGCGGAAAAGUUAAAUAAGUCAUCUUCUAAGGUUUGUGUUUGCCUACCAAAGAUGGGUGUCUCAGCAUUGGAUGCACCAGGCAAGGCCUUCUAUGACCCUGAUGCUACUGGUGCUCUUGUAGUUGAAAUGCAGAGGCUAAUUGAGACAAAUGAAAAUCGAGAGGUCAAAGUUUUCCCACAUCACAUUAACGACAUGGAGUUUGCUAAUGCACUAGUUGACUCGUUCUUGGAGAUCUCUAUGAACUUAAAGUGUAAUCAGAGUCCAGCUACAGUUGAAUAUCCCCAAGGCUCUGAGAGUAAAACUCUUGACAUAAGUUCAAGGACCAUUCCUGUUUCAUAUAGCUUGAGCCACUUUCCUGAUGCAAAACCAGAAACACUAGAGAGGAGACAUAAUAUACUACAUCAAUUGAUGUAUCGAAUCCAAGAGGGGAAGCCUAUUAUUGGUGCCGGAGCUGGGACAGGCAUAUCUGCCAAGUUUGAGGAAGCUGGUGGAGUUGAUCUGAUUGUCGUGUACAACUCGGGACGCUUCAGGAUGGCAGGAAGAGGAUCUUUGGCAGGCUUACUGCCAUUUGCUGAUGCAAAUGCAGUUGUACUUGACAUGGCCAACGAGGUGUUGCCUGUAGUAAAACAAGUCCCUGUUCUAGCUGGAGUAUGUGCUACUGACCCAUUCCGAAGGAUGGAUUUCUUCCUGAAGCAACUCGAGUCUACUGGAUUUGCAGGGGUGCAAAAUUUUCCAACUGUUGGGCUAUUUGACGGUAAUUUCAGACAAAACUUAGAAGAGACAGGAAUGGGAUAUAGUUUGGAGGUUGAGAUGAUAUCAAAGGCUCAUAAAUUGGGCCUCCUGACAACCCCAUAUGCUUUUAAUGAAGAAGAAGCAAUAGAAAUGGCGACAGCUGGCGCUGACAUAAUCGUGGCGCACAUGGGGCUUACAAUGUCUGGUUCGAUUGGUGCAAAAACAGCUGUCUCGAUUGAGGAAAGUGUAACUCGUGUACAAGCUAUUGCAGAUGCUGCUCGAAGGAUUAAUCCAGAUGCUAUUGUAUUGUGUCAUGGAGGUUCUAUAUCUGGCCCCAGUGAUGCAGAAUAUGUAUUGAAGAGAACUAAAGGAGUUAAUGGAUUCUAUGGUGCAUCCAGUUUGGAGAGGCUGCCAGUUGAACAAGCAAUAACAAAUACGUUGUUAGUUGAGCCUGUUAAAUACUAUGCUACUAUUAGCUCUUUUAAUACAUUAAUUUGUCAAAAAUGUUACACUAAUAACGAGAUGUGGGAUAUAAAAUUCGGAUUAUUUUUGUUUAUCGCAGAUUAUCGAUUAGACACAGGUCGAAUACAUGUAAAUCUCAUAUCAACACAUAAAGAUGAAAUGAAUUAUAAUUGCAACAAACAAACCAACCCUACACAGUACAAAUAUACCUUUACCGAAUCAGACUUUGAAGAGAACCGCAUUGGUUUGUUGUACCCAAUACUCAUUGCAUUCUUCCAUAUGGCUGUCCUUCUCAUUCCCCAUCAUCUUUACAGUAAAAGCUAA
Messenger RNA from Striga asiatica, 4088 nucleotides. NCBI's taxonomy places the organism in Eukaryota, Viridiplantae, Streptophyta, Magnoliopsida, Lamiales, Orobanchaceae. The record is from the annotation of a GenBank genome assembly.